Molecule: messenger RNA, 1671 nt
Organism: Cladophialophora immunda
Lineage: Eukaryota; Fungi; Ascomycota; Eurotiomycetes; Chaetothyriales; Herpotrichiellaceae
Exons: 4
Coding region: 61-1671 (536 amino acids)
Molecular function (GO): heme binding; monooxygenase activity; iron ion binding
Source: RefSeq, a predicted model, not a curated record
CGCAAAACAACGAUCAGCAGGCUAAACCAUUUGUUCACAGUGCAACCAGAGACAGGUGCCAUGGCCUGGCUUCAAGGCCCGAGUGCCUCCCCUGCUGAAUUGGUGUACGUGUUUGGACCCGUCCUGGCAGCGACAUAUCUCUUUGCCCUGGCGACCUGGCGCCUGUAUCUCUGCCCUGCAGCGGACAUCCCUGGACCGACACUGGCCAAGCUCACGUACUGGUACGAGUUCUACUACGAUGUCGUCCUCGGCGGCCAAUAUAUCUGGAAGAUCCGAGCCAUGCACGAGCAAUACGGCCCAAUCGUGCGUAUCAACCCCGAGGAAGUCCAUAUCCAGGACCCGGACUUCUACGACCAAGUGUACGCGGGAUCGACGCACAAGCGGAACAAAUGGACCUUUUUCACAAACCAGAGCGGCCUGCCGCAGUCGGCAUUUGGUACACCAGACCACAAUCUCCACCGCAUGCGCAGGGCGGCGUUGAACCCCUACUUCUCCAAGGCCAAGGUGCGCAUCCUCCAGCCUCGCAUCGAGUCUCGUCUGGACAAUCUGCUGGCUCGGUUCCGCCAAUUUCGCGAGUCUGGGGAUCCCAUGACGGUGUCACUGGCUUAUGCCGCCCUCACGAACGACGUCGUCAUGGAGUAUGCAUUUGGGCGCAGUGACAAUCGCCUGUUGGCCCCCGACUUCGACCCCAGCUUCAAAGAGGCCGGUGAGGCCGGGGCCAAGCUGGGUCAUUUUGUCAAACAGAUGCCGUGGGUGUUGACCCUGAUGAAAAUACUUCCCGACUCGGUGCAGAUUGCUUUGAAUCCCGUUAUGGCAAGCUAUAUCAAUCUCAACAAGGAUAUCAUCCGCCACGUCUCCGAGAUCUAUUCACAUCGCGGCGAUGCCCAGAAUAAGUACGGCUCGCAAACCACCAUCUUCCAUGCCAUCCUACAGGGCGAUUUGCCCGAGAAUGAGAAGUCGCCCGAUCGCCUUUGGCAGGACGGGCAGGUCGUGGUGAUUGCUGGCACACUGACAACCGCCGCGGCGCUCUCGGAGAUCACGUACCAUCUGCUUCGACAGCCCGGCGAACUCAAGGCUCUCAAGGAUGAGCUGACAGAUGCCAUGCUCGACCCGGUAGCGCUCCCGGACAUGGCGAAGCUAGAGCAACUCCCCUACCUCACGGCCGUUAUCAAAGAAGGCCUCCGUCUCAGCAGCGGCAUCAGCACCCGCCUGCAGCGCAUCGCCCCUGACGAGACCCUCUUCUACCGCGCCACGCUCCCGGACGGCAAGAAGAAACUCGCCGCCCGGGACAAGACAUAUACCCUCCGUCCGGGCAUCCCCCUCUCCAUGACCGGCCUGCUCAUCCACCACUCACCGACGUAUUUCGACGAGCCCAUGGCGUUCCGGCCGCAACGAUGGAUCGACGACCCUACCCUCGACAGAUAUCUUGUCCCCUUCUCGCGCGGUACCCGCGCCUGCGUCGGCAUCAACCUGGCCUACGCCGAGCUGUAUCUCACCGUGGCGGCCGUAUUUAGACAGUACGGGAGCCGCGAGGUCCGCUUUCCCGACGACCAGGGAUUCCUGGAGCUGUACGAUACGAGCUACAAGGACCUCGAGAUCAUCGGCGACGGAGUAACUCCGUUGUAUCGGCCAGAUAGUAAUGGAGUCAGGAUCCUAGUGCAUGCAGCAUGA